AUGUCGAGUAUUCCGCGGCCAACUGAGGGCGAUGUUAAUAUCGGAGCGGGCACGUUUGUUGCUUGUUGGGUCCUUACCGGCGUUGUUGGUGUUACACUUCUAUUCCGCUAUGCAGUCAAGAGCUGGGUACGCUUUGCGCUGCCCCAGGUCACUGCACCCGAGCGUGUCUGGGGGUUCGAAGAUCUAUUCUUCCUCGCGGGCUAUACUCUCGACAUUGCACACAUGAGUAUGAUUCAAAUUAGUUCACAAUGGGGUUUGGGUCGACAUUAUUACUACCUGUCAGCGGCCCAACGCUUGACAGUCAUGAAAUACGACUUCUACUCGCAACCACUCGCUGUGGCCGCGGCCAUGGUCUCUCGCACAGGCAUGAUGUGGUUCCUGUUAACAUGCUUCGCGGCUAGCGAUAAGAAGAUUCGUAUCUCAAUCCUCGUUUGUGCAAUUGUGCAGAUAGUUGCCAAUAUGGUGACUAUUCUGCAAAUUAUCUUACAGUGUGGGCCGAAUCCCUACCACCUGACGAACCGCGUUGCAUACUUCAAAUAUAUGUGGACUCCACUACCCAGUGAUGGAUCUGUUGUCUGUCAAUCCUCCAAUGUCCAGACUACUGUUGGAUUUGUUCAAGGGGGUUUCAACACGAUCAUUGACUUUAUUCUGGCGGUUAUUGCUGGUGUAGAGCUGUGGCAAUUCUUCCUUCGCACACUACACCGCGAGAACCUGUCCUUUUGGUCGCAAUUCAAGAAGAUCAACAGCACCGUUCGAUCUCGUCGUCUCUGGCAGACUAUCACCCUCUGUGGUCCACUAGUUCUCUCGGGUGCGGCCUCGAUUGUGAAAACAUAUAAACUCAAGUCCCUCGGCGACAGACUCGAUUUUACCUACAAUAUCGUCUCCUUCAUUCUAUGGGUAAAAAUCGAAAACUACAGCAUUCUCCUCGCCUCGUGCGCCCCAGUCGCCCGACUCUUCCUCCGCACCGUCGUCGACGCUCGACGAGAAGGCCGCUUCGGCUACUGGUCCAAAUCAAACUCAAACAAUAACUACGCCACCCACGACACAGAAUUGAAAAGCCAACAGAGCCGAAGUAGAACCGGAUGGAUGGAUUCAGCAACAGCCACAGCCACCGCAACGACGCAGUGGCAUGAUGAAGAGGGUCAACAAACGAAGUGGAAUAUCCAUCCUGAGCGAUCGAUAAGUCGACAGUCAAAAGGAUACGGACAUGAGAUAGAGGGUAUGGAGGAUGGAGGUGUUACGGUGAAGACAGAUAUUGUGGUGCAAGUUGAUGAUGGGCGGUCGACGUCGAGUGGGGAUGCGAGGCUUUUACCUGGUGGUGGGGAGAUACCACUUGGGAGGGAGGACUAUGGGUAUCAUGCUCGGUGA
Molecule: messenger RNA, 1368 nt
Organism: Penicillium cataractarum
Lineage: Eukaryota; Fungi; Ascomycota; Eurotiomycetes; Eurotiales; Aspergillaceae
Exons: 8
Coding region: 1-1368 (455 amino acids)
Source: RefSeq, a predicted model, not a curated record